UGUAUGUUUUAAUUAGUUUAAAAAAAAAAAAAGUGUGAUACUUGAAAAAAAGCUCGAUUUACCUGCGAAAACAAUGGAGAUAGAAAUACCUGAUAUGCAUUUUAAUAAAAAUGAAUACGUAGAAACUGUUUCAGGAAACAAGAUAUCCCGACAAACUGUUUUAUGUGGUUCACAAAAUAUUAUACUAAGUGGUAAAGUAAUCGUUCAUGACGAUGUUAUAAUUCGUGGCGAUAUAACAAAUAUUGUAACCGGUCGAUACUGUAUUAUCGGUAGAAAUUCUGUGUUACGUGGACUGGGAAUGUUUCAAUUACAAAUUGGCUGUCAUGUUUACAUUGGAGCGGAUUCAAUAGUAAAUGGUGCUUUUGUCGGUUCGUAUGUGUAUAUUGGAAAUAAUGUGAUUAUUGGUCAACGAUGUAUCCUUAAGAAUUGUUCUAUGAUAGCUGAUAAUACUGUCUUAGCACCUGAAACAACUGUGCAACCAUAUAUGCGAUACGAAGGUUCACCUGCAAAAUGUGUUGGAGAAUUGUCAGAAUGUAUGGUAGAUUCUAUGAUUGAAUUUACUAAAAAUUAUUAUGAACAUUUUACAGCUGCUAAAAGUGACGUAAAUGCAGAUUGA
This is a messenger RNA of Chrysoperla carnea, 616 nucleotides long. Its product is annotated as dynactin subunit 5-like. The record is from RefSeq and is a predicted model, not a curated record. Lineage: Eukaryota; Metazoa; Arthropoda; Insecta; Neuroptera; Chrysopidae. The coding region runs from base 74 to 616 and encodes 180 amino acids. The transcript has a single exon.